AUGACCUGUGGGAUCUGCGUACUAGCCUUUUACAGUCUGCCACGACUACAUGCCGUGCAUAAGACACUACUCGUCGCUUCGUCGUCGAGUGCAAAGCUAUACGAGGACGGUUACCGAAGCCCCUAUUCCCUCGAAAGUAGUAUUCGUACCACCAAACUCCUCCACAGCGUCGUCAAAUCCCCGCGCGCAAUGCACAGUGACAUCUCCACAUCUCACCAAGCUUAA
Messenger RNA from Parastagonospora nodorum SN15, 225 nucleotides. RefSeq lists its product as hypothetical. The record is from RefSeq and is a predicted model, not a curated record. NCBI's taxonomy places the organism in Eukaryota, Fungi, Ascomycota, Dothideomycetes, Pleosporales, Phaeosphaeriaceae. Bases 1 to 225 code for a protein of 74 amino acids. The transcript is spliced from 3 exons.